AUGUCUCCUCUCUCCGUCCCCAAAAUCUUCAUGGCUGGUGGCGCCGCAGGUUUCGGCUACUACCUGUACAUGCGCCAAUUCUGGUUCCCGAACCCGUACAAGACGCAAGGCGUGCAGAACAUCGAGGACCGCUUCUCCGCUGGCGGCGGCAAUCCCACACACACACCAGCCAUGGCUACAGAACGCGGAAGCACGACAAACAACGAGGGCAGGCAACAACACGCCAACAAGGGCCCGGAUUCGGACCACUUCAAGGACAACCACUCGAGUCAGCAGAGUGAAGCUGUCUGGCCCGCCAAGUUCAACGAGAUGCAAUACAACAAUCCCAAGGGCAAAUAA
Messenger RNA from Dothidotthia symphoricarpi CBS 119687, 339 nucleotides. RefSeq lists its product as uncharacterized. NCBI's taxonomy places the organism in Eukaryota, Fungi, Ascomycota, Dothideomycetes, Pleosporales, Dothidotthiaceae. The coding region runs from base 1 to 339 and encodes 112 amino acids. The record is from RefSeq and is a predicted model, not a curated record. The transcript is spliced from 3 exons.